Linum tenue is the source of this 1881-nucleotide messenger RNA. The record is from the annotation of a GenBank genome assembly. Lineage: Eukaryota; Viridiplantae; Streptophyta; Magnoliopsida; Malpighiales; Linaceae.
AUGUCUGUCAGAUUACACAAACCCUCAAUUUCCUCUCUUUCCCUCGAUAAAUUCAUCAGAUCCCAGAAAAACCUCCCCAAAACCCCACCCCAACUCUUUCCUGGGGAACCCAAAUCAAAAAUUCCGCCGCCACAAUCGUCUUCUCCGGGAAUCGACGUUCAUUACCUUCUGCAGAAGCUCGACCAAUCAUGUCCCGGCAUCAAUCAUUUCCACCAAAUCCAUUCCCAGCUCCUACUUCGCGGCCUCUUCCAGCACCCUCUGGCCGCCGGACGCUGCGUGAAGAAGCUCUGCACCGAUUUGGGCUCCCUGGUCUACUCUGUCCAUCUGUUCGAUCAAAUUGACGAACCCGAUGCGUUUAUGUGCAAUGCUAUAAUGAGAGGCUUCCUGGGUUCGUGCGAUCCGCGCAGUGCGUUGGAGUUUUACUACUUGAAGAUGGUUUCAAACUCGGUUUCACCGAAUCAUUAUACAUUCCCGCUGGUUGCUAAAGUUUGUGCCGAGGUUAGGUCCGUUGUGGAUGGAAGGAAGGCGCAUGCUCGGGUGGUGAAGUUCGGGUUUGAGUCAGAUUUGUUUGUGAAGAAUGGGUUUAUACGGAUGUACUCGGUUUGUGGGAGGAUUCAGGAUGCUUGUGACCUGUUUGAUAGUGGGUUCGCGUUGGAUUCGGUGAGUUGGAACUCGAUGAUCGAUGGGUGUGUGAAGAAUGGUGAGGUUGUUCUUGCACGCCAGCUGUUCGAUGAGAUGUCUGAGAGAGAUGUCUGUAGUUGGAACUCCAUGAUUUCAGGGUAUGUGGCGGUUGGAGAUAUGGAGGCAGCCAGGGGAUUGUUUGAGAAAAUGCCGUCUAGAGAUGUUGUGUCGUGGAACUGCAUGAUAGAUGGAUAUGCAAGGGUGAAGAACAUCUCGUCUGCUCGUGCCUGUUUCGACGAGAUGCCGUGCAGAAAUGUGGUUUCAUGGAACAUCAUGUUGGCGCUCUAUCUCAGAUGCAAGGACUACGGUGAGUGUUUGAGAUUGUUUGAUAAGAUGGUUGGAGGAGAAGUUAAGCCAAAUGAGGCUUCUCUUGUGAGUGUAUUGACAGCAUCUGCUAAUUUUAGAAAGCUUGAUCGAGGAAAAUGGAUCCAUUCUUAUAUUAGAGAUAAUGACAUUGAACCUGAUGUGUUACUCUCAACUGCUCUCUUGACGUUGUAUGUAAAAUGUGGAGAAAUGGAGAUGGCUAGAGAUAUAUUUGAUCAGAUGCCUGAAAAAUCUGUUGUAUCAUGGAACUGUAUGAUCAUGGGGUAUGGUAUGCAUGGGCAUGGAGAAAUAUCCCUAGAAUUUUUCUUGGAAAUGGAGAAGGCUGGUGUUAAUCCUAAUAUUGCUACUUUUGUGAGCAUUUUAUCUGCAUGCUCUAGUUCAGGAAUGAUCUUAGAGGGUUGGUGGUACUUUCAUGUAAUGCUUCAGAAGUACAAGAUCAGACCAACAGAAAAACACUAUGGAUGCAUGGUUGAUCUCCUAGGUCGGGCUGGUUUGAUGGAUCAAUCAGAAGAACUUGUGAAGAAGAUGCAUACAGAAGUAGAACCUAACCUACCGAAAGCCACUCCUUUUGCUUGCUGUAGGCAUUUCAUGCUGCAGCUUGGAGAGAUCAUAGCUAAGCAGCAAAUCAAAUUUCAUCCAGAGGAUAUUACACCAUAUUUGUUGCUGUUGUUCAUACAUAUCGCUGACAGGAAAUGGGAUGGCAUAGAAGACGCGAGAAAUCUGAUAAAUGAGACGUUUGGUGAAUCAGCUUAUUCUAACCAAGAUCAGCUCGAAGAAAUUGGGUUGGGAUUUUCUCUGGGGAAAUCUUUACACCAUAGGAAAAACAUGGUAUAUUCAAUUUUGGAUGAGAUGGCUUCUUGUAUCAAGUUGCUUUAG